Molecule: messenger RNA, 633 nt
Organism: Ambispora leptoticha
Lineage: Eukaryota; Fungi; Glomeromycota; Glomeromycetes; Archaeosporales; Ambisporaceae
Source: the annotation of a GenBank genome assembly
AUGAAAGUAAAUUCGACAGAUACCUCUCCCCUUAAUAUAAAACUACCAUUUCCCCCGCAAAUUACUUCAUCGAAUUUGAUAGAGAAAGCAGUUACAAAGCUCAGAACUUCUGGCAAGACCAGUCGCAUUCCUAAUGGGUUUUUAUGCUACCGUAUGGCUUUUUGUAAGGAGCUUCAAGCUUUAAAGCAUCCUGUUAUCACACAACCUCAACUCUCGGCAUUGGCAAAACAGUCGUGGUUAAAAGAACCCGAACAUGUACGAACGGAGUAUCAAAAAAUUGCAGCAGAGGCUAAAAAUAUCUAUAAACAAUCGUGCAUCGAACAAAAAUUAAUUUUACAUGAACAAAAAAACAAGUUGAAAAAUGUUCAAGAAAGUUCUCCAGCUACGGCAAACUUUAAUUAUAGCACUAGUACUGCAAGCUCAUCGAGUUCUUCUCCCGAAACUAAAAAUCUCAACAACUUACAUUUUUCUCUUCAAAAAUUUACUGAAAAUGGACCAUUUACGAAUACCGAAUUAUAUCCUAAUUUUCAUACUAGUGGUACCACGCCUUUCUCAUAUAACUAUCCAAAUUUUUUCUGCCACCAGCUAUUAACUCCGGAGAAAACUCGUGCGAAGAAUGCAAUGGAAAAAUAG